AUGACAGAAGAGAUAUUAUUGAUUGGUAUUAAAACUGAAAAACUAUUAGCUGUUACAUGGGCAAAUGAUAAUAACUCUCUUUAUUUCGUCUCAAUAUCAUCAUCAUCUGAAGAAGAAAAUAAUUUGCAUAAAACUGAAUGGAAAGAUGUUAUUCGAUAUCGCCAACGAAAAUCUACUGACAAUAGUACUAUUCAUCGUAUUGAUAUUACGAGAAAAAAUCGAAGAAUAUUCGUAAGAAUUAAUACUAUUACAAAUAUUAAUUUUCAUAUUGGUGAACUCUUAUUUGUUUCCACAGAAAAUAAACUUAUCUUCAUAUCCGUAUCGGCUAUUGUUGAAAAUCCAAAUGUUUUUGAAAUCUAUUCAAUUAAUUUACAUAAUGUAUUUUUAUUAUCUAGAUUAACAGAGAGGGUGUGGCUGUGAGUGUAGGUGGGUUGGUGAGGAUGUGGGUCUCUUCAGUAUCAUUUCACACCCUUACCCAUACCCACCCAUACCCACACCGAUACCCACACCCACAUCCUACCCACGUCCGCACCCACACACUCACACUUACACCAGGGAUGCCACCUGAUCAAGUCAAAAAAGCGGAAAGUUCAGUUAGAAAAGCGGAAAAAUGCGGAAAGAAAAAGUACAAAAAACGGAAAAAUUGCGGAAAGCUGUUUUUUGUGAAACUUUGGCAUUGCUAUAGGUUUCAAUAACUUUUUUCUUCUUUCUGUGAUACUUCUUCAUUCUGAAAGUUCCAAAACACGAUGAGAAAUACAUAACGAAGAUGGAUAUUUUAUGAAGCACAUGAUUUUUUUCAAAUCAGUUACGUGUGCUGAUCCAAUGGGUUUCGCUUAGAAACUCCUUUUGAAGCCAUGGAACUAUAUGCAUGUUCGUGUGACAAUGAAGUAUUUCAAUGAAUCUGUAUUUCUGCAACGAUUGAAUCGACUAACAUUCAAUUGCCGUAAUAAUCGGAUAUAUGUAUCGGUUCCGAAAAAAACAAUUAUGGUAGUAGCACUGCUUUUCGAAAUAGAACACAGAAUGCAUCAUAUAGAAAAUAAUAGACUGUAAAUGACAGCUAACUAGAGACCUGCAUCGGAGUUAAUUUCGAAGUCGUUUCGGAGUCAAAUAAAUUGCUUGCCAAUAAUUCAUUUGAACAUUAGAAUCUUUAUGCGUUGUAGGCUUUGCUCUUUGGCCGAUUUCUUACAAUCGGAUGUAUCUUGGAGGUCCAAUCAACGUCACAUUGAAGGCAAUCGAUCCAAAGAGGAAAUCGGAGUCGAAAAACUUGGAAUCAAAUUUUAUUCCGACUUUCUCUUUGUGUCCGUAGACCUCAAUGUGAUGUUGAUUGAACCUCCAAGAUACAUCAGCCUGUAGAAAAUCAAUCAAAGAGCAAAGCCUAUAAAAGUACAAAGAUUCUGAUGUUCAAAAUAAAUUAUUGACAAGAUACUUAAUUGACUUCGAAACAACUUCGAAAUUGAUUUUGAUGCAGAUCACUACAGCUAACAUAGUGAACAGAAUCGUAAUGAAUUUUAUUGCUACAAAUUUUUAAAUAAAGGACAAAUUUUAAGUUUCCCAUAUAAAAAAGCGGAAAAUUGCGGAACAG
Messenger RNA from Rotaria sordida, 1582 nucleotides. Lineage: Eukaryota; Metazoa; Rotifera; Eurotatoria; Philodinida; Philodinidae. The record is from the annotation of a GenBank genome assembly.